UUUCAACCGAAGGAAUUUUGCGUAACGUUGAGGGGCGGCGGACCCCCUAAUAUAUUUGCAUCAGACGAAUAUCUUGUCGCUACGGCUGAGCGACCAAGUCUCACAUCGUCUUCGAGCCCGUCUUCGCAUUCGAUGGUUGACGUACCUUCCGAGUUCUCUGUAUCUUCGGCUUCAUCAACUCGCUCGGAAGCAUCCUCCAACGAAACUGUUAUUCAUACACCAUCUCCCGCAGGGCCCGACCGGCAACCAUCGCUGCCCCAGGCUCGGAUUGGAGAGAUCCUGAGGAUACCCUCCACGAGAGCUGAUUUACGAGGAAUUUGCGAUGAUGCUUUACGGGAACAUAUCUGGAGACAGUCAUUGGACUAUAUACCUUUGUCGCUUCGUCACACCGGGUUGGAGAGAUUUCCUCAAUUUCAGAUACCAUUGUCGGACCUUAGGCCGCCACAGGAUUCUUUGCCCAAUAACCCUAGACCACGGCAACCUAUCAUUCUUGAUGGAAGCGCAGGUUGGAGGGCACGUCAGCGUGGCAGGACCGAGGUCAACAUAGCUGCGGCCCGACUGCUAGAGGAGAUGGAAAGAUUACGCCAGGAGGAUCUUCGCAUCAGAGAAGACCGUCGUCAGAUCGCAUAUCUCCUUCGUCGCUCGAUAAUGGCCAACCAGCCCAUAAUUCUAAACCAUAUUCCUCCUCCGCAGAUGCCGGUCAAUGCGAAUUUCCCAUUGCGGGUAUUAGAGGACACCGAGAGAGAAAACGUCGUCAAUAGACUUCCACCACAUGCUAGGCAGCGCUCUAGCCGUGUUAGACAACGAUCUGAUGAGGUCAGAGAGGAAUCCGAAGGGACUGAACGGGACCCGUUCGACGAGGUUAAUCCAUUUCGCCGAAGAAGGAACUUGCCUAGGUGGGCUACCUACUCCAAUCUUUCUGAGGGGUGAUUCAAAUUUCGUCCAGGGUACGUUUCUGGCCAGUGACUAGACGUCGUUGGGACGACUGUAGGGAACUUUGUCAUGGCUAUUUCUUUCUUUCUUGCUUUCAUUAUUAUUCUUUGCAUAGCGUACGGAUGCUGUUUUCUUUUUCUUAUCUUAUUCCGUUGGCGUUUGAGGGUUACUUCUCAUCUCACUCUACGGCUCGUCAAUAUUUUCUUUUUCCGCUGUCGAUAUAGGCGUUAUACUAAGAUGCUUGUGGGAAAUUACCCACCGACUAGACCUAGUAUAUAGGCUCAUUAGCUGUGGACUACACUAGCCUUUAUCAAUACAUAGGCAAUGAAGCGCAAAUAUCAAAGCGAGUUCAGGCUGA
Messenger RNA from Neurospora hispaniola, 1291 nucleotides. RefSeq lists its product as uncharacterized. Lineage: Eukaryota; Fungi; Ascomycota; Sordariomycetes; Sordariales; Sordariaceae. The coding region runs from base 133 to 930 and encodes 265 amino acids. The transcript has a single exon. The record is from RefSeq and is a predicted model, not a curated record.